CGGUAAACAUCCCACGCUUCCGAGGCUGACGUCGAGGCCCUCGCGCCGGAACCCGGAAGUGGUGGCGGAAAAGAAAAGAGGUGGUGCAGAAGACACGGUCAGACGCCACGAGGGUUCUGGUAGCCGGCUCAAGGUUGACUCAGCCUUCUAUCCUUCUGAGGCCAUAACUUCUAGUAUCAAGAACUGAAGCAACUUUUCACGUAAACAUAUUUUGAUUACACAUGAAGUUCCUGAUUUUAAAGUGGCACGACUGCAAUGAAGAAAAGAAGAAAGUUCACUGCAAAUCUAGAUGACAAGGAAUCUCCUAAUAAGAUUCUUGCAGCAGCCUGUGAACAAGAAACUGUUGUUGAUUCUGCAGGGGAUGCUGCUGCUGCUGCUGAGCUUGCAUGUUCCAAAGAACUUCCUCCAUCGCAAGGUCAAAGAGAGCUUUUGAGUUCUGUACAAUAUAACAGAAAUCUACUCAAAUACUUAAAUGAUGAUCGUCAGAAGCAGCCGUCUUUUUGUGAUCUGCUUAUAAUUGUUGAUGGAAAAGAAUUCAGAGCGCACAAAGUAGUUGUUGCUGUUGGAAGUAGUUAUUUUCAUGCUUACUUGAGCAAAAAUCCAAGGACGGAUGUCAUUACCUUGGAUCAUGUAACUCAUUCAGUAUUCCGCCAUCUCCUUGAGUUUCUGUACACAUCAGAGUUUUUUGUGUAUAAAAAGGAAAUCCCCUUAGUUUUAGAGGCAGCCAAGUUUUUAGAUAUUAUUGAUGCGGUUAAACUGCUAAAUGGUGAAAAUGUUUCUAGUUCACAGUCUGAGGAGAGAACUGGGAGCUCAUCACAGGUAGAAACAUCCAAUGAAGUGACUCAUAAAGUUGCAAGCAAUCACCAGUGUGCUUUGUGCAAUCGAAACUUUUGUUACAAGAAGUCCUUAGAAAAUCACUUGUCUAGAGCCCACAGAUCCCUUACCCAAGAAAAAGAAGAUGGCCUAAAAAUGGUUGAGAGGGCAGAUAUUUCUACUAGAAGAUCAAUGCGAAAUCGCAAGUGUCCAGCUAAGUUUGAACAGAGUGACAGUGAAAGUGGGGAAGUGUCUGAUAACAAUCUUGAUAGAGAUGUUCCUAGCAAAGAAAACAGUGAAUCUGAAGACAGCGGGAGCGAGUAUAAUACUGAUGAUGGCAGGCAAGAAGACACGUCUGGUGAUGAUUCUGGGGAUGAAGAGCAAAGUGAAAAAGAACAUGAAGAAGAUAGUCAAGAACCAAAUUACAGGACAAGAAAUAUUCCUAAGAGUGCUCUGUCAACAUAUAUUCCAGUCAUCAUGCAGAACAGUAGCAAAAAAUGUUUGCAGUGUCCUAAGUGUGAUAAAACAUUUGAUCGAGCAGGGAAAUAUGAGAGCCAUACUCGUGUGCAUACCGGUGAGAAGCCUUUUGAGUGUGACAUCUGUCAUCAGCGCUAUUCAACCAAAUCCAACUUAACAGUUCACAGAAAGAAACACAAUAAUGGAAUAGAAUUUCAUAAAAAAGAACACAAAUGUUUAUACUGUAACAAACUGCAUGCCACCAAAAAGACUUUGCUUAAACAUGUGAAAAGAUUCCAUCCUGAAAAUGCACAAGAAUUUUUCUCCAUCAAGAAAAAGAAGAGUGAAGGCUGGAAAUGUGAUAUUUGCAGUAAAUCGUUCACUCGAAGGCCUCAUUUGAAAGAACACAUGAUUCUUCACACUCAGAAUAAGCCUUUCAAGUGUACCUAUUGUGAAGAGCACUUUAAAUCUCGCUUUGCUAGACUGAAGCAUCAAGAAAAGUUCCAUCUUGGACCAUUUCCAUGUGAUAUUUGCGGUCGUCAGUUUAAUGACACUGGAAAUCUAAAACGCCAUAUUGAAUGUACUCAUGGUGGAAAGAGAAAAUGGACCUGUUUUAUUUGUGGGAAAUCAGUAAGAGAAAGAACAACUUUGAAAGAGCACUUGAGAAUCCACAGUGGAGAGAAGCCUCAUCUGUGUAGUAUUUGUGGGCAGAGUUUUCGUCAUGGGAGUUCAUACAGGCUUCAUCUAAGAGUCCACCAUGAUGACAAAAGGUAUGAAUGUGAAGAAUGUGGGAAGACAUUUAUUCGACAUGACCAUCUGACAAAGCACAAGAAGAUACACUCAGGGGAAAAGGCACAUCAGUGUGAAGAAUGUGGGAAAUGUUUUGGUCGAAGAGAUCACCUCUCUGUUCAUUAUAAAAGUGUUCAUCUAGGUGAAAAGGUGUGGCAAAAAUACAAAGCAACAUUUCAUCAGUGUGAAGUCUGCAAGAAAGUCUUUAAGGGGAAAUCAAGCUUGGACAUGCAUUUUAGGACACAUUCAGGUGAGAAACCAUAUAAAUGUCAAAUCUGCAACCAGUCCUUCAGGAUUAAGAAGACAUUAACUAAACACAUGGUUAUUCACUCAGACGCUCGCCCUUUCAAUUGUCAAUAUUGCAAUGCAACAUUUAAACGUAAGGACAAGUUGAAAUAUCAUACUGAUCAUGUGCAUGGAGGAAAAUCCACAGAAGAAUCACCGAGCCCUUUACCAGAAGAAAAAACAGUCUCUGUACCAGCACAGUACACACCUGAUGACAAGACCUUCCAAAGUGAGGCUAAACCAUUCAUGGAACAGACCAAGGUUUAUCAAGCCGAAACCAAAAGCAUGGUACAGAAUGUACCCUCGGAUGUAUGUAUACCAGUGACACUGGUACCAGUUCAGCUCCAGGAUGCACAAACUGAUCUUGUACAGCAUGCUGCCUCACUCACACCCCCACCUCCCAAUAUUCUUCCUCCACAGGCCCCUCCAAGUGAUUAUCAGCGAACAACAGAUCUGGCUUUUCUAGAAAAAUAUACACUCACCCCACAGCCAGCAAACAUAGUUCAUCCAGUCAGACCUGAGCAAAUGUUGGAUCCCAGAGAGCCAUCGUACCUUGGGACACUACUGGGUUUGGAUGCAGCCCCAGCAGUGCAGAGUAUUUCAAGUAAUGACCAUUCAUGAUAAUGGGACUAUUGCAUUCCCCUAGUCUUAGUAACAUUUAGCUGUGGGCUAACAUCUCUGUUAGUAUUUUCCUUAGCCUCUUCAGGUUUCUGAGAGCACUCAGCAUAAAGGAAAGCAAGCUUUUUAUGCAAUGGUGGAGUGUUCAGCAUUUUAAUACAUACUCAGAGUAUGUCGAUCAUGUUUCUUUUAAAAAAUAUAGAGAUAUUUUAAAGACUUCAAAUCUCUUUCAAAAGGUACUGGUUUGGGGAAAUCUGAAUUUUCUGUUCAUUAUUAAUACUAACUCUUCCCUCUGAGCAUUUAAUGUUUCUCAUUCACUUUUCUUAUAGUAAAUAUAAGAAGCCAUUCAUGCUGAUCUUUACAUUGGAGUGUAUCUUUAGCCCAAACAAAUACUGUGUUUAAUUUAUGGAAUUAUUUGUAUCUUGGUGUCAGAACCUGAAAAAGUAGACACAGCCUACUUACUAUCUUGUUCUGUUUUCAAAAGGAACACUACUGUUGACAUCAGCGGGAACAGGAUUGCAUUUAAAAUCAAUAACUAAUGUAAUCAUCGUUUACUUCCUUGCUUGUUUUAGAGGACCUUGAACAAUGUGGAGAAUCCUGUCCUCAAGGUAGUAACUGAUGUCAUAGUUUAACCCUGUAUAAAGGCAGACUCAAGUGGAAACAUUAAUUUAUAUGCUUCUUUUAUUAUGGAUUAGCUGCAUAGAACCACUUGAGGAGCAGACCUUUUCUACAUCUCCUUGAUGCCAUCAGAAAAGCCGCUCCUAAGAAUUUAGGAAAUCUGUGGAAUAGUGGUGGAUGCACAGUGGUGGUGCAGCCUGUGGGGAAAUUCUGCAGAAAAACUGGACUCCUUCGACAAACAGAAGCACCCACUACUUCACCCAAGGGCUACUUUGGAUCCAACCCUCCAUCUAGAUCGUAAGAAAAUCUGGGAGACUGAUCUGUGAACACUCCAAGCCUGACUGUGUUAAAGAACAAAUUGGUGAAUUUUUUUACCAAGCAAGCAAGCCUUUAUUGGCAUAUAUAAAAUAUAAAAUUUUAAAUACAGAAACUCCAUACAAAAUUAGAUUAAAAUUACAGAUAGAAAUGGCAAAAAUUGGUGAAUUAAGAGUAUGUGAAUUAAAGUUCUGAGGCAAGAGGCUAGACUCAUUCACCAACUUGCUUGCUUCUAGCCAUAAAUCUAUGGAUGUCCAUCAUUGGAGACGGGUACAUAGUCCUUUCACAUAGACAACUUUAGAUAGGAUUUUGUCUUUAGCAGAAGGUUUAGCUUGAUGAUACAUGCUCCUUUCCAAUAGUAUUAAUUGAUUCUUGAUAGAUUGAAACACUCUUUAAAGGCUGCUCUGGCAAUACUAUUCCCCACAAUGUGAUUGGGAGCACUUCCUCCUCCCUCUGUAGUAUUUGGAGGUGUGAAUUCCAAGUCCAGUAAUCCUAUGCUUGAAUAUCAGAUACCUCAUUUUGAACAAUUGCUAGUGUGAGAAACAAAAGAGAAGGAUGUAAGCCUGAUGUUCUAGUUCUUGGCAUAGGGGAUGGGGCAGCGAAGAGGGAAGUAGCUUGUGUACAACUUCUCAGACUCUUUGAAGCAUAUGGGAUGCAACAGCUUGAAGUGUGGCUUUUGACUGCAGCCUUACAAAACCGUUCUCCUGAGAAAUUGUUCUGUAAUUGGAACCUCAAGUUGCCUUCAGUUUCCAACCUUGUGUGGACCGAGCAGGAGUUUCAAACUCAGUUUUCACAGAGGUAUCUAAAGAAAAAAAAUGUAAUGAAUUCAAAAAUAGUAGCAAUCACUCCCCUCCCCUCCCCAUCCAUAUUGUUUGGAAAAUCCCAACUCAAGUAGCCACACUUUCUAAGCAGUUCCUCAUAAAUACCUGCUUGCUUCAUGCCAAGUAUCUUUUUCACUUACAGUAUGACAUUGAUUUUCCAGAUGUCUUAGGGAAAUUGUUCUCUUUUAAAGAACUGGUUUGACUUUCUGGAUGUACUCUGCAUUCUACAUUCUGAUACUUCGUGUUAUUUGAUGGUGCAUUGUUCAGAAGGAGGAUUCAAGUGGAAGCUCUUCAUUACAUCGUUUUUUAUAGUUCAUAUGUUUAGGUUUUAAUUAUUUAUUGUUGAACUGGAAGAUAAAUAUUGGACAGUCUUUCUGAUGCUGUUUUAAGUUUUGAUGGAUACUUAAUGGUUGCUACAAGUUAGGGAAAGAAUUGGGUCCCUGUGGCUUAAAAGAUAUUUCAUCUUAGCUGUCUCUAAAUAUACCAAAGAUGCCUGUUACCUGUUAAACUGUGAGAACAUGGGGAGAGGCCAUGGCUCAGUGACAGAGUGUCUGUUUGAAAUGUCAGUCCCUGGCAUGUCCAGUUAAAAGGAUCAGGUAGGUAGGUAAUGUGUAAGACCUCUACUGGAAAUCCUGGAGAGCUGCUGCCAGUUUGAGUAGACAAUACUGACCUUGAGGGGCCAGUAGUCUGAUUCAGUAUGAGGCAGCUAUGUGUGUUCAUGGAAUUUAUUUGAAAGGAUUAUAAAAGCACAAACAAGUAAUUUAUGGCAACUUCAGAUCUUGCCAGAAUGAGAAGCUUAUGUCUGUUAUUUGUGAAAGGAAUAUUAGAACAGAUGCUCUGAGAAUGGCACUGCUGACCUGCAUGCAUGAUAGACUGGAAGAUGUAUUAUGGGCCAAUAUAACACUUCCUAUCCCUUAGAAAAAUUUCUCGUUAGUGAUUUACAACCUUAUCUGACUGAUGCUGUUCCCUCUUUCUAAGUAAAGGUGUUCAGUAGAAAAGGGGCACAUGAGCUGGAAGCGGCUUAUUUUUAUUGCUUGUAAUUAACAAUUUGUGUGUAAUUUUUAAUGACACAUUUGAUGCUAAACAAUAGCCAACUGUUGCACUUAACUCUGCAAUAUAUUUAUUCAGAAAAGGUUUCAGAUCAGAAAAUGUGUUAGCCUCUUAAAAUAAAUAGACAUCAUGACAUUAAAAUAAUUGUAAUGUUGCUGCUCCUUUACCAUUUUUAUUACAUAUAUUGCAUUAGUUGGGGUUAGGAGUGUUAUAAAAAUCUUUCUAAUGUGCCCAAGGGCUGUGUCACUCAUCCUUCUCCUAGUCUGAUAUCAUUAUCUAAAUCCCAUUAGUUUGUGCUGCUUGUAGAUUUAUUGAUUUAUUUACUUCAUUUAUACUCUGCCUUUCUCUCCAGCGGGGACACAAAGCAGCUUACAUCCUUUUCCUUUUGAAUGUUAUCCUCACCACAACCUGAGUUUAGGCUGAUGAGAGUGUAUGACUGGCCCAAGGUCAUCUAGCAAGCUUCCAUGGCAGAAUGGGGAUUCGAACAUCCAGAUCCUAGACCAGCACUUAAAUCACUACACCACACUGGCUGUCAGUGACGUGUUUGUCAGUAAAGGAGAACAAAAUUCUGAAGAUAAAGCAAUUGCCAAGUCUUAAUUGCCAAGUCUUAAUUCGCACAUGCAGUGAUGUGCUAGGUAUGUGAAAUGCAAACACAUUGGAGGCUGCUCCACAUCCUUGUUUCCCCAAAAUCCCAGAGCAAAGCAAACAAUGGAAACAGACUGGUCUGUGUGAUGAUAUACUCUUACCUUCAUGAGGAAGGUUUGCAAAUACCAUGAAAGAAUAUGCUUCAGAAUGACAUGUUAAGUAACUCUAUUGCAAAUGUGGAAUGGUGCUGAUUACAGAUGGGAAAGGCCAGUUUUAUUUCCAACAACAAAGUAAUGGAGCAAAAAACCCUAGUCUUCAUGCUGGAAUUUAAAUGUACAUUCUUAUAGUUAAGUUUUUCCUGGUAGAGGGAACUUGAGUGUCAUAACAACGUGCACUAGUUACUCAUGAGGAUCACUUACCACAUUUUUGCUAAUUUAAGAGGGCUGUAUUGCUUAUGUAAUGGCAAAAAACCACAUUUAUUACCACGUUCAUCUUUCUUUUUUAACUCAUCCUAUAACCCCUUCUUUGGGUCCCAUAAUACAUACUGUCUUAUCUGUAGCUAUGCUCUAAAUCAUUUAGAAUCCUCUGGUUAAUAUUCUCUCCUUUUUUUCCUCUUGAUUUUAUAGUAGUAUCUCUUUAAAGCAUGAUAUACUAUUCGAAUCACAGACCUAUCCUUUCUCUUUCAGUGUGGACCUCUCAGUGCAUUCCUUAUACAUCACAGGUGCCUUUAAAUUCCAUUUUUCCUCUGUAGCACUCUGUUCUGAGCUUGCUCAGCAGCCCCAUCAGUCAUACCUUUUUAUCUUUCCCCACCCAGUUGGUCUUUGCACCCCCAUUUCUUCCCCUUUUUCCUUUCAGCAUUUGGGAGGGGGUUUAGUCUCCCCCUUCCAACACUUCCUUACAGAAUUUAGUGACAUGAGCCAACAAGGCUUUCACUCUUCAGCAAUUCAUGUGCCAAGGGAGUCUGAUGCAAGCAGGUUAUGCUACAUGGCUGGUUAGCUUCAACUAGCUGGAAAAACAAGUAUCAGUUCCUCAAGGGACCUCUGAAUACAAAGAGAAAAUGAGCCUUGCAGGUUAAAUGAUGCUGGAAUUGACAUGGGCAGCCAUAGAUUUUUUUCCCCAUGAAGAUGUUGGUCUACAAACGGUGUUCUGAAUUCUCUGGGGCACACAGACAGGGAGGAGCAAUGGAGCUGAUAUUACUCAGCUUGCUCUAUGCUUUAUAUAUAUUAUUACACCUUGUUAAUACAGUUCCAAUUCGACUGACAGUUUCAUAACAUUCAAUUUGUAUUUUAUAAUGUUAAUUUUUUAAAAAACAAAAAGUUGCAUAUAAAGAAUGUUCAAAACUUUUGCUCUGGCAUGUAAAUGAUGUCUUGGUGAAGUUUGCUGAUAUUUUAAAUACGUCUCAGAUUUGAUUCCACCCCACAUACACGCUAAAACUGGGUAUUGUACAGAAUAGUAAACCUGCUGUCAAUAUACGCUUUGUGAAUCUUCUUCUGAGUGACUUUGGUGUGUACAUAGAACAUGUAAAGUUGUUUUGCCUUAAUCCUUUCUGCUGUAGAAGAGAUUGAACAAGUUUGGUUGUACAAUGAAUUGGUAUAACAACUGUGUGCAUAUCUGACUUUCAAACUGACUGAAACAUUUGUACAACUCUCGUUCUUAUAUAUUUUAAAUAUUUUGUAAAUUAAAUUUUGAAAUUAU
Molecule: messenger RNA, 8045 nt
Organism: Eublepharis macularius
Lineage: Eukaryota; Metazoa; Chordata; Lepidosauria; Squamata; Eublepharidae
Gene: ZBTB41
Product: zinc finger and BTB domain containing 41
Exons: 12
Coding region: 256-2964 (902 amino acids)
Biological process (GO): regulation of DNA-templated transcription
Molecular function (GO): protein binding; DNA-binding transcription factor activity, RNA polymerase II-specific; RNA polymerase II cis-regulatory region sequence-specific DNA binding
Source: RefSeq, a predicted model, not a curated record